Molecule: messenger RNA, 408 nt
Organism: Rotaria sordida
Lineage: Eukaryota; Metazoa; Rotifera; Eurotatoria; Philodinida; Philodinidae
Source: the annotation of a GenBank genome assembly
AUGGGCUUAUAUAAAAAUGAACGAUUUUGUUAUCUGAAUCAUACUGCAAAAUUAUUUGAAAAAGAUCCAUUUUAUACAUUAGGAUUCAUUUUGGAUCGUUUACAAGAAGAACUUGAAAAAUGUUUCGAUGAAUUUUCAAAUGAUUUUAUUUUUAAACCCAAUGACUUACAUUUAAUCGUAGGUGGUGGACAAGCAAAAGAAUAUGAUAUUCUUCGUCAAGAUUGUUCAUUAUUGGCUACAAAAGACACUGAAGUACUGGAUAAAUUAAAUAAAUAUUUUGAUAAUACAUCGCAACAUUAUUUAUACAGAAAAUUAAUGAAUAACGUAACUAUUCUAAAUGCUGUUUCAUUUCCAAUGGAUGAACAUGAAGAAGUAGAAGCUAUGGAUGAGAAUUUUUAUGAAAUUUGA